Messenger RNA from Drosophila takahashii, 1752 nucleotides. RefSeq lists its product as uncharacterized. NCBI's taxonomy places the organism in Eukaryota, Metazoa, Arthropoda, Insecta, Diptera, Drosophilidae. The record is from RefSeq and is a predicted model, not a curated record.
AAAAUUAAAAAACAUUGAGGUAGGAGCUAGAUACCUUAUAGGUGUCAUAAGGCAGCGAGGCUCGACAAAUAUUUCCAUCUGGUAAUCAUUAUGAACACCUCGGAAAAGAACGAUGAUAACACCGAUUCCUUGGGCCCCGAUCAGGAUGAGGAAAUCCGCCAAGUACUAGAUUCGAUCGAAAGCUUUGAGGAUGUCUGCAAAACAUACAAAUCGAAGAGUGCCCAAGAAUUAAGCGCUCAAUGGACUAGGGAGAUUCCAAAAUCUGAUCAGGAAAAGGUUAAAACGGCAUCCCCGGAAAAUUGUUCUACACCAAAAACUGAAAAAACUAAUACUGAUCCGGUGGAUCAAGAUAGCGAUUACACCGGCUUUCUUAAGCAGAUGAGCGUUCGUUAUUCUCAAUUUCGCAUAGCUUCGGGUCAAGUGGUUCAACAAAAAGGACAAAGAAUGGAUUACCGCGAUUACAGCUAUAACGAAUAUCCAGCUAACUUCCCUCCUUCUGGAUGGCAGUCGACUGACACAAGUGGGCAGGACUUGAGUUCCCAAGUUUCUUACGGACAGGGACAGAUGGAAUCUCCAUCCUCCUCGUCUCAAAACUCCAGCUAUUACGGCUAUGGACAUUCUCUGCCGGAGAUUGGCUCAGGAUCGGAUGAGACCAUAGUCAACGGACGACCCAGUGCGCCCACUUUAGCGGCCUCUGAAAAUCCUUGCUGCUCCAAGGAUUCCUGCGGCUGUUGCUGCCGUUCCAGAGACUCUGGUCAGCAGAACGCCUGUUGCCACUGCGAUCAGGGAGUUUCUGGCCAGGCACAGCAGCUGAUGCCUGUGCCCAUAGGCGUAGAUCCGAGUACCGGGUUUCCCAUCUACUGCUACUCGACACCAGGCAAUUAUCCUGGCAAUGCCAUGUACUCCAUGCCAGUCAUGCAAAUGGAUCAAGGUCAACGCGGAGGCGGUGGCCAACAUAAUGUGGAGAUCGCCAGCACAUCGAGGGGAGCUUCAUCAUCUUCCGCUGUUUCGUCUAAUCAAAAUCCAAACAACUUGGAUGUGGAAGCCUUCAUGCGAAAGUACCAGAAAAGUGUUCAGCAGUGCUAUGCGACUGCCCAACAAGGAAUUCAACACUCCUUUGCCAACGCUCAAACUCAGCCGUAUUAUAGCAACUUCCCUCAGGGAACUCAACAUUUUUUUAACAAUCCCAAUGAAGGGAUAGGUGCUCAGCAAAUGUUUGGCAGCUUUAAUCCAGGAAAUCAGCUGGGAUCUCCCUAUCAAGCUUUUGGCUCCGCUCUGGGUGCCCAACCAUAUUAUUCCACUCCUGUUGCAGGUCCCCAACCAUUCUUACCCCCUUCAUUCGCAAUGCCAGCCCAAAAUUUCUUUGGAAAUAAUACGGGUUUUAUGAAUGAUUCACUGCAGGCCCAAACAGUAUAUUCCGCUGAUUACAAACCAUUUGCCAACGAUGGCAACCAUUUCAACCACUUCCCCAAUGGCAUAGACAUCGGGAUGACCCCGGAGUCCUGUCCCAUCUACGGACCAGCUGGAACCGCUGGCCUGGCUGAGAUGGGCUCCGGUGGUCCGGUCUAUGGCAUGGGCGGUGAAAUGAAUAUGACUUCCUAUCCUCUUAGUCAAAUGAGCUAUUCAAGUCCUUAUAGCUACGAGAUGCCUGCUUCCUCGCCUGGCUACAUUCCUGGAACAGGAAUGCCUAUGGCCAGUCCUCAAAUGCAAACUGGACAUCUGAGUGGUGGAAAUCCAGUGUUACCUGGCUAA